Macrobrachium nipponense is the source of this 927-nucleotide messenger RNA. RefSeq lists its product as uncharacterized. Lineage: Eukaryota; Metazoa; Arthropoda; Malacostraca; Decapoda; Palaemonidae. The record is from RefSeq and is a predicted model, not a curated record. The transcript has a single exon. Gene Ontology annotation, molecular function: nucleic acid binding. Bases 1 to 927 code for a protein of 308 amino acids.
AUGACUGCUGCCCUUGUCGCUGCUUCAGCCACUGGCCUUGAGCAAAAAUGCCUCAUACUUGAUGAGGAGAGGGUCAAAGUAGCAGCCUCUAAAGACCCUGUAUACCAGUUGUUGGUAGCUAAAGUGGCAGCAAAUGACUGGCGCCCACAGAAGGCACAGGAGUUGGCCUACCUACGUCAGUUCUACGCAGUUAGGGACAGGUUAUCUAUGGUAGAAGACCUGAUAGUCUACACUUAUGAGCAAGUAUGCCCACGUCUGCUCAUCCCAGAGGAACUUCGCCUUCAAGUCAUCACUGGCCUUCACGCAGGACAUAAGGGGGUGGACUCCAUGCUCCGCAGGCAGAGGCAAUCAGUUUACUGGCCAGGCAUGGAAGGUGACCUGCAGAGCCACAGGGAUGGAUGUGCCUCUUGUGAUAUACAUGCUCCAUCACAACCUGCUGAACCAUUAGUACUCACAGCACCCCCAGAAUACCCAUUCCAGUCAACAGUGGUGGACAUGCUACAGUUGGAGGGCCAUAUGUACAUGGCUCACCGGGUGGCUGGAAGUCGCACACUUUCCACAUGGUACAACGUCAUCAAGAAUCAUAUCAGUGUUGAGGACGUACUUCACAAGAUGGGGAGCACCAGAGCUAAUCUCGACAGAUGGGGCACAAACCUCAUUAGCAAAGAGACCACAUCAUUCUUCAGAAAAUGGGGGGUUACUGUACGCCUUUCGUCAGCCCAUUACCCCCAGUCCAAUGGAAGGGCUAAAGCAGCAGUCAAGACCGCCAAGAGGAUCAUCAGGGCAAAUAUAGGCAAAGGAGGUAGCCUUGAUUGCAACAAGGCAUCUCUGGCAAUUCUUCAGUACCAUCAACACCCCACUUCCCUUAAGGGGUUCGGACAAGUCACCAGACCCAGCUUGCCAUCGGUAGGCAGCUCAGAGAUGUAG